AAUGAGCGAUUUUGGAGUAAAAAUGGGAGAUUUUGGGUCAGUUCCUGAAGGAAAAGAUGAAGAAGUCCAUGAGGAGAUUUUGGAGGUGUUUGUGUGGAGAUUUUGAGGUAAAAAUGGGAGAUUUUGGGUUAAAAAUGGGAGAUUUUGGGUCAGUUUGUGAUAGAAAAGAUGGAGGACUACAUGAGGAGAUUUUGGAGGUGUUUGUGUGGAGAUUUUGAGGUAAAAAUGGGAGAUUUUGGGUCAGUUUCUAAUGGAAAAGAUGGAGGACAACAUAAGGGGAUUUUUGAGGCGUUUGUGUGGAGAUUUUGGGGUAAAAAUGAGAGAUUUUGGGGUAAAAAUGGGAGAUUUUGGGUCAGUUUCUGAUGGAAAAGAUGAAGAACUCCAUGAGGGGAUUUUGGAGGUGUUUGUGUGGAGAUUUUGAGGUAAAAAUGGGAGAUUUUGUGGUAAAAAUGGGAGAUUUUGGGUCAGUUUGUGAUGGAAAAGAUGGAGGACUACAUGAGGAGAUUUUGGAGAUGUUUGUGUGGUGGUUUUGGGGUUAAAAUGGGAGAUUUUGGGUCAGUUUGUGAUGGAAAAGAUGGAGGACUCCAUGAGGAGAUUUUGGAGGUGUUUGUGUGGAGAUUUUGAGAAUACCAUAGAGAGGAAGGAGAAGGCGCGCAGCCAUCACUUCCGGUCCCCGGCCGCGGCCUGGUCGGGCGGCGAAACCAUGGAGUUUCCCGGCGGCAAUGACAACUAUUUGGCCAUCACGGGGGCGGCCCAUCACUUCCUGACUGGAGCUGAGGUAGCGAUUUUGGGGUGAAAAAUGACGAUUUUGGGCAAAAAAAUAACGAUUUUUGGUCAUUUCUGGUUUCUUAACCCCUUUAGGUACCCUCCAGGCUCGGUUUUGAGGCAAAAAAUGGCGAU
Molecule: messenger RNA, 900 nt
Organism: Coturnix japonica (Japanese quail)
Lineage: Eukaryota; Metazoa; Chordata; Aves; Galliformes; Phasianidae
Source: RefSeq, a predicted model, not a curated record